AUGGCAGUCAGUUAUAUUUUCGAUCACCCCUUUGAAACAGCUCUUGGGACCCUCGUCGUCGGUGUCGUCAGCUAUAUCCUCCACCAACGAUUUUUUCACCCCCUUGCCAGAUACCCGGGGCCAUUGCUUGCCUCCCUCACCGACUUAUGGCAGGUGCAUCAAUUCAUGACGUUGAAACAACCGUACAAUUUGACAGAACUUCACGAAAAACAUGGAUCUAUUGUUCGCUAUGGACCCGACAAGUUGAGCAUCACUGACGAAGAAGCCAUUAAAUUGAUCUAUCAGAGCGGGGCAAAGUACAUGCCGAAGACUGAGUUUUACGAUGCCUAUGGAGCAGCUCACCCUAACAUCUUUGGGAUGCGUGAUGAAUCUGCUCAUUCCAUUCGGCGCCGUCAUAUGAGCCAUUCGUUCUCGAUCAGUUAUGUCAAAGAGAUGGAAGGCUAUCUCGACGCAAACAUCAAGAUCCUCCGAGACAAGAUAUCCGAAUUCGCAGCGAAUGACCAGAACUUUGAUCUCAAGAAAGCUUUGCAUCAUUAUGUCAUUGACACGCUCGGUGAAUUGGCUUUUAGUCAGACCUUUGGCAUUCAAGUAUGUGAUGAUGAGUCCCGAGUCCCACCCGUCAUUCAGCAUAGCCUACUCGCCGCGGUGACCGGUGCUUGGCCGAUGAUGACCGCAAGGCUGAAGAGAUGGCUGCCAGUUGUUCCACAUAAAGGUCUGAGUGCUUUGUUUGAGGGACGGCAAGCCUGUGCAGAUCUAGCCUCACGUUGCGUGAAUGUCCGGUUGAACGCGUUGAGAAACUCUAGCCAGAGCCAAACAAUUGCACCCGAGCGAAAGGAUAUCCUCACGAGUCUCAUAAACGCCAAGCAUCCUGAUACGGGCAAGCAUCUGACGCAGACUGAUCUUGAGACGGAGGCAUUCGGUUUCAUCAUUGCUGGAACUCAUACUACAAGUGCCACUACAACUCUACUUUUUUACCACCUCCUUCAUCAUCCUGACCUAAUGGCAAAAUGCGUCGCAGAGGUUGACACGAAUCUUCCACCCUUACAUAAAGAUGAAGGUGCAUACUCUGUUUCUGCGGCUGAAAGCUACUUGCCGUAUCUGAAGAACUGCAUAAAGGAGAACUUUCGUGUCACACCAGUGUUUACAAUGCCCCUGGCGAGAAGAGUUCUGAAACGGGAAGGUAUUAUCAUUGCUGGCAACCAUAUACCUUACGGUACAUCAAUCGCGGUAUGCAAUCAUGCCUUCCACCACAACCCCAAGAUAUUUGGCGCCAAUCACAAUGAUUUCGAUCCUUCACGAUGGGAUGAGCCGGAGAUUGCGAACAAGUCUAAGCUACUGAUGCAUUUUGGUCUUGGGGGCCGUCAAUGCUUAGGUAAAACUGUUGCUAUGACGAACAUCUAUAAGCUGAUGAGCACGCUCUUGAGCGAGUUUGAGUUUAAGUUGGCAGAGGAGAAAGGAUGCGAUACAACGACCAUGAAACCGGCAUGUAGUGACGUCCCAGAGUUGAUCAGUGUCGGAAUCAGCGAUCUCGCUAAGCCUUUGAUGGUGAAAGCCACGACACGGACGCGAGUUGAUCUCUGA
Molecule: messenger RNA, 1581 nt
Organism: Penicillium brasilianum
Lineage: Eukaryota; Fungi; Ascomycota; Eurotiomycetes; Eurotiales; Aspergillaceae
Source: the annotation of a GenBank genome assembly